AUGCAGCAGCGGAAAGAUGAGAUUCUGGCCAAGAAGGCUAAGCUUGCAGAGCUCAAGCGUCAGCGGGAAUUGCGACAAAAGGAGUUCUCACAGAACAGACAGAGUAUUGAAGGAUCGGAGGUUCUAGCUCCCACUCCCAGCCGCUCAGAUAGCAGAGCAGAGCUCGAUAGUUUUAUUUCACGGCUGGUCGAUCGACCUUCAUCAGCAGCUUUCAAGGACGGGGUAGAAUCGCCCAGGGGUCGAGGAAGUCGUCCCAAUUCAGUCCUCAGUGCAAGCCAACUUAGUGGUGAGAAUAUCGAAUCUGCAACGCCUCCAUCGAGGCCCGUGCUUCUAUCAAUUGCAACUCAAACCACUCCAUUCCCUUCCGAUCUGUCCACCCCAGAACCCGUCCCCCCUAAACCCGAGAUCGUCACAUACAGCAAAGGUGUACAAACAGAUUCAUGGACAGAGCCAAGAAGUCAGUCAACAGAUAGCCAAUCUGAUCUAGAGGGUGCUGGUUCUCCAACAACUUCCCGUGCAAGUAAGCGGUUGAGCCGGAGACAACAACCUGAGCGUGACGAGGAGAUACGGGAGAGGCUACGGAAAGAGAUUGAAGAAGAGAUACAAUCCACGAAAAAAGCGGUUGAGGAUAAUGCUGCACCACAAUCAGCAGGAAUGAGAUAUCCCUUGCGGACCCUUACAAAUGACGAGCUCAAUGCUGUUACCUCGUCGAACGAUUUCUUAGAUUUCGUGGAGAAGUCCAGCAAAGUCAUCGAAAGAGCAUUGGAUGAGGAAUAUGACGUCCUUACAGAUUAUGCAUUGGGUGGGGUUGGUGCAACCGAUGGUGGUGAGAAUGAGUAUGGUGGUAGUAAACGGAGAGGAAUUGAGGAGUUGGUUCAAUUCUACGAUGAGCGAUGGAGCAAGAAACGAGUGAUAAGUGAUAUCAACUUUUCUCCAAAGUUCCCAGAAUUGGUCCUGGCUUCCUACACGAAUAACGUUACCGCUCCGCACGAUCCCAAUGGUAUAGUCCAAGUAUGGAAUCUCCAUCUCCAUUCAAGACCAGAAUACGUCUUUCAUUCCAUGUCAGACAUCCUAACUGCGAAAUUCUCCCCCUUCCACCCAAACCUCAUUGUAGGCGGCUCGUACUCCGGUCAAGUCCUAUUAUGGGACAUCAGAUCAUCUCGCGCAGGAGGCGGCGCCCCCGUCCAAAAAACCCCACUAACAGGAUCUGGCCACACCCACCCGGUCUACAACAUCUCCAUCGUCGGCACCCAAAACGCCCACAACAUCAUCACCGCUUCGACAGACGGGGUCGUUUGUGCCUGGACCGUCGACAUGCUCUCCCAACCCCAAGAAUACCUCGAACUCACCACCCCGCCUCCGUCCAAAACAGAAGACCUCGCCCCAACCACUAUGACAUUUCCCCAAUCAGACCCAACCUUCUUCCUCGUCGGCACAGAAGAGGGCGCCAUUUACCCCUGUCACCGCUAUGACCGUGCAGGCGCCAAAGCAGGAACGGACCACCGUCUCUCAUACCGCGGGCAUGCCGCCCCGGUCAUGUCCACAGCCUUUCACCCAGCAUGCGGAGCAGUUGACCUAGGCGACCUAAUGCUCAGUUCUAGUCUGGACUGGAGCGUGAAACUCUGGCGCGUACGCCCACCCGCUGUAACCAAUACAUCAGGGACGUCAGCCACAAGCCCGGCCCAAGUGGUCUCGCCCGUCCUGGACCUGAAUCGUGAAGAUGUCGUUUACGACGCGCGAUGGUCCCCGCAUCGACCUGGCGUCUUUGCCCUGGUUGAUGGCGCUGGGUUCGUUGAGGUGUGGGACCUGUGCACAGACACGGAGGUGUAUGCGGCACGCGAGGCGCCGACGAAGGCACGCAAUGCAGUUAUUGAGCAGAGUUUGAAUAAAGUUGCAUGGGAGGAGAGGGAUGGCCGUCGCCUGGCGACGGGUGGGCUUGACGGGGUUUUGACGGUGUUUGAGGUUGGGAAGGAUUUGAGUGGAGGUCCUGAUGAAGUGCCUGUUGAGCAGUGGUCGGGUAUGAAGAGGCUCGUGGGGAAGUUGGAGCAGGGGAGGGAUUGA
Paracoccidioides brasiliensis Pb18 is the source of this 2061-nucleotide messenger RNA. RefSeq lists its product as uncharacterized. Gene Ontology annotation, cellular component: cytoplasmic dynein complex. Gene Ontology annotation, molecular function: dynein heavy chain binding; dynein light chain binding. The transcript is spliced from 3 exons. The record is from RefSeq and is a predicted model, not a curated record. Gene Ontology annotation, biological process: transport along microtubule. Bases 1 to 2061 code for a protein of 686 amino acids.